GUGUGCGCCGGUUUUCAAUCACUAUCGCCGACCGUUGAGAUCGUUGACGUUGUUGUUUGUUAGGGUACCUAAUUGCAAUCGUUAUUGACUGUCACCAAAGAACGUACAUCUAUUCAAAAUGCGUGAAUGUAUUUCUAUCCAUGUUGGUCAAGCUGGUGUCCAGAUUGGUAAUGCCUGCUGGGAGCUGUACUGUUUGGAACAUGGUAUACAGCCUGAUGGUCAGAUGCCCAGUGACAAGACCAUUGGAGGUGGCGACGAUUCAUUCAACACUUUCUUCUCAGAAACUGGAGCAGGAAAACAUGUACCACGUGCAGUGUUUGUCGACCUAGAGCCAACGGUAGUCGAUGAGGUGCGCACUGGCACAUACAGACAACUGUUCCACCCAGAGCAGCUCAUCACAGGCAAGGAAGAUGCUGCCAACAACUAUGCACGUGGUCACUACACCAUCGGCAAGGAGAUCAUUGACAUCGUGCUGGACCGCAUCCGCAAGCUGGCCGACCAGUGCACGGGGCUUCAGGGCUUUCUCAUCUUCCACAGCUUCGGUGGAGGAACUGGUUCUGGCUUCGCUUCUCUGCUAAUGGAGCGUCUAUCUGUUGACUACGGCAAGAAGUCCAAGCUGGAGUUUGCUAUCUAUCCAGCACCACAGAUUUCCACGGCUGUGGUUGAACCGUACAACUCUGUCCUCACCACUCAUACCACCUUGGAGCACUCUGACUGUGCCUUCAUGGUAGACAAUGAGGCCAUCUACGACAUUUGCCGUCGUAACAUGGACAUUGAACGCCCCACUUAUACCAACUUGAACCGCCUGAUUGCGCAGAUCGUUUCCUCCAUCACCGCAUCUCUUCGAUUCGAUGGUGCUCUCAAUGUCGACCUUACAGAGUUCCAGACCAACUUGGUACCCUAUCCUCGCAUCCACUUCCCGCUGGCGACUUACGCGCCUGUCAUCUCUGCCGAAAAGGCCUACCAUGAGCAGCUGACGGUGUCCGAGAUCACCAACUCCUGCUUUGAGCCGGCCAACCAGAUGGUGAAGUGCGACCCGCGCCACGGCAAGUACAUGGCCUGUUGCCUGCUCUACCGCGGCGACGUCGUGCCGAAGGAUGUCAACGCCGCCAUUGCGGCGAUCAAGACGAAGCGCUCGAUCCAGUUCGUCGACUGGUGUCCGACUGGCUUCAAGGUCGGCAUCAACUACCAGCCGCCCACCGUUGUUCCGGGAGGCGAUCUCGCGAAGGUUCAGCGUGCCGUCUGCAUGCUGAGCAACACAACGGCGAUCGCUGAAGCCUGGGCGCGGCUCGACCACAAGUUCGACCUGAUGUACGCGAAGCGUGCCUUCGUGCACUGGUACGUCGGCGAGGGCAUGGAGGAGGGAGAGUUCUCCGAGGCGAGAGAGGAUCUGGCGGCGCUGGAGAAGGACUACGAGGAGGUCGGAGUCGACUCGCUCGACGGAGAAGGCGAGGAAGAAGAAUAUUAGCUUUUUCCUUUUCGGUAACAGAAAUGCAGCUGUCGGGCUUAGUGAGUUAAGCAUUUGAUUUUAAAAUACGUCAUUUUUAUCGUGUCGAUUGUAGAGAACAUGAUUGUAAUAUGGAACAUGUAAACACAUCUGCUACAUUCCAUACCAUCACACUUAUCGUUUGAAAUAUCACGUUGCACAGAUUUCCAAGCGGCUGUGAUGGUUGUAGAAACUUGUUUUUCGAGUUCCAUCUAGCAUUAAUAGCUGUUAUACUUACUAAACAACAAAACCUUGUGGAAGUGCCUAUAAUACUCCUUUAUAAUAAGUUAUUCAGUACUCGUAGCAAAAUUCUAUUUUACUGCUAACAGGCAAAUAUUUGAAAAGUACUUUCUUUUUUGUGACAUGUUAUGAAAAGCAAAUAAAAACACGUUCACGUUGACUCGAGAA
Priapulus caudatus is the source of this 1894-nucleotide messenger RNA. RefSeq names its product tubulin alpha-1 chain. The record is from RefSeq and is a predicted model, not a curated record. Bases 119 to 1468 code for a protein of 449 amino acids. NCBI's taxonomy places the organism in Eukaryota, Metazoa, Priapulida, Priapulimorpha, Priapulimorphida, Priapulidae. Gene Ontology annotation, biological process: mitotic cell cycle; microtubule cytoskeleton organization. The transcript is spliced from 4 exons. Gene Ontology annotation, molecular function: GTP binding; structural constituent of cytoskeleton. Gene Ontology annotation, cellular component: cytoplasm; microtubule.